Molecule: messenger RNA, 800 nt
Organism: Papilio polytes (common Mormon)
Lineage: Eukaryota; Metazoa; Arthropoda; Insecta; Lepidoptera; Papilionidae
Product: waprin-Phi2
Exons: 4
Coding region: 100-435 (111 amino acids)
Cellular component (GO): extracellular region
Molecular function (GO): peptidase inhibitor activity
Source: RefSeq, a predicted model, not a curated record
UAAUCUGGUUUAUAUACGCGAUGUGCCAGUCUUACCACAUCUCUUGAACUGAGUACAAGUGUUUAUUCAAUUUUAUUUUUUUGCCAAAACAUUUACGACAUGGGAUCGUUUACGACCAUUCUGUGCCUUUUUGCCGCUUUUCUGAUCAUCGACAGCGUUUCCGCUGCUGGCAGCUGUCCGCUAGCCUCGAAGAUAUACAGCUGCAGCCCCAAAUGUCAGCAGAACUACGAUUGCAGCCACGGCAAGAUAUGCUGCCCUAACGGUUGCAAUGCUAAAUCCUGCAUUGACGCCAACGCGUUCGGAUCUUCGAGUAACAACGAUAAGCGCACGCAAUCUGGUGGUCCCGGUGUCUACUGCAAUAACGUGAAAUGUAGCGCAUUCGAAGUCUGCAAGAUGGACCCUGCUACCAAAAGGAUGAAGUGUGUAAGGGCCUAGUAAUACUACAGACCCUUUAUGUUCUAGACCAAUGUUCUACACUUAUGUUCUAAAGUCCUAUGUGCGUAAAUUUAAAUAGACAUCGAAUUAAUUCGCUUAACAUGAACUAAGGCUAUUUAUGUCAUAUUUUAAUUUUUUAAUAAGUUUUUAUGUAGAUUUUCACUGUUAAAACAUUCGUCAAAAAAAACAUACAGACAAAUUGAGUACCUUCUUCUUUUGGAAAGUCGGUCAAAAAUCACGUUAUGCUUCUCAUUUGCUUUGUUAAAACUGAAAUAACAAUAUUAUGUUUUUGUACAAUUAUUUUAGCAGUGCAAAUAUAUUUAUAUGUUUCAUUUUGUAAAAAGUAUAAAUAAAAUUUUAAACUA